CAACUGUUUAUUUACAAUAAUAAAUAAUUGAAUUGAACAUAAAAAUGUUAGGGCAAUGUAAAAAUUAAAAGUAUUAAAUUUAAUUUGUUUUAAAGAUAAAAAUAUCAUAAUGGCUCUUUCAGAUUUAAAUGAAGCUCGAAAUGAAUUAGAAGCCUGUCUCACCGAAGAAAUGAAAAAGGAGUACUUUGCAUUGCUAAGGAAAUGGUUUCUUUUCAGCUCGCCUAUAACCAAAGAACAUUUUGACAGUGAAGCAAGAAAAAUAUUAAUAACUACUGAACAAAUCCGUUGUCACAAUUAUUUCAUACUGGCCAUCCUCGCCAAAUGUAGUUCUAACAAUAAACCGAAACAUACGAGAUCAUCAAAUGAAAAGGGUGGUUUUGAAAACAUCAAAUAUUCAGAUUAUUUGCAACCUUUGAGUCCUACAAAUGUAGCACCAUCUGAAUUUGAAAACCGCAGUGCAGCAGCAGAACUUUUUUUACCAGAUAGUAAUUUUGUUUCUUGUAAAGUAGCUAUAGUGGCUUGGGAAAAUGGUAUGAAGGGGGCCUCUGAUAAAGUUACAGACUUAAUGGUACAUGCUUGCCAGGUAUUUGUAAAGAAUAUAAUAACAGCAAUGAUUUCCCGAAAAAAAGGAUACAAAAUCAGAGACAACAAACUUCAAUUUGGUUUUAACUUCCCAAUUCCAGAUCCAUUCAUUCGAAAUUCCAACAACAUAUUUGACGAUACUCUAGAAUGUAAAGUAGAAGUAGUUGAAGAUGAACCUAUGUUUAAACCAAAAUGCAAAUUAUCAUUAGAAAGUGCUGAACAGAAAACGGCGUUUGCAUACUCUUGUGCCAAGAAACCUUGUUUAGAUAAUAGUUUAACUGUGAAACUUUUGUAUGAUACGAUCAGAAACAAUCCAAAUAUAUUAGGGUUGCAUUCGAUUAGUAGCAUUAACACAUUUAAACUGAGUUUACAGACAUAUGAUGAAAACAGUGAUUGAAGUGAUUUAAGCUUUGUAUAUUUUAUUUAUUCCGAUUUUGUACAUAAAAAAUAUAGUUAAGUAGAAGUAAAA
Molecule: messenger RNA, 1051 nt
Organism: Diabrotica balteata
Lineage: Eukaryota; Metazoa; Arthropoda; Insecta; Coleoptera; Chrysomelidae
Source: the annotation of a GenBank genome assembly